UUUACUCCCAGUAAAUAGUGAAGCAUUAUACAUAUUACAAAAUUAGUUGUCAACUAUCUCUCGAGGAGGCAUAACGUGUGAACAGAAGAAAUUAUUACGUGGACCUUAUCACUGGAAGUUUAUAGGAAAAUAACAGAUCUCAAAUCAGACAAAAUGACAGUUGGUCCUGAAACAGAAGACUCACUAUUUGGUUUUGGAAUGCCAUCGUUGGAGGCGUUGGGAAUCAAGAAAUUGGAAAGCGAGAACCACACCGCCCACCUACAUCGACCUGAUACUCCACCUGAUUCACCAGAACCAGACGAGGUACAGCCAGACGAAAAUGUUGCCAGAAUGGAUGAAAUGCAGAGAGGGAAUGAAAAUAUCGCCCAUGCCGAUGUUAUCGCUGAAUUCUUCCGAAAAUAUCCCCAGGCGAACAAUUCUUUCGCAAACAUCAUGGAUCUAUACAGUGACAGACAUUUGGAGGAAUUACUGCGAAGAAUUGAUGAAGAAAACUUACAUGAAGGGGAUCCUAUGAAAAGGUUCAUUUUGCUUUACAAUUUCUAUAAAGCUAGGGAAGACUUCGAAAACGAUAAAGAUAUUUUGAUGAAGGCAUGCCUCGCUCGUAUAGAUGCAGGUGAACCGAUAUUAUUUUGAUGACAAAACGAUAAACGUAGAGGAAUUACUAAGACUUAGAUGUCUUAAAAAGACAAACCAAUGCUUAACACGUGUUUCUUAUGAAAAUAAGAAAUUGAACGCUUCCCCCUAAGUUUCGUUUUAGAAACAGAGUUCAGUGUUAAAAAGGUUUCAGUUUUGAUAUAAUUUAUUUUUCUAUUUUUUUUUAAUGAUCGUAAAUUUUGAUUCUCUGACUGACUCCGAUAAGAAAUAAUUUAAAAAUAACUACUAAAAUGUAAUCACUAAUUUUAGCCGUUUUUUGGGCUUUAUUUAGAAACUAGACAAAAGCUGUUAAUGCACAUAUCAAAGAGUGGGAAUUUAAAACGAACCAUGGUCGAUUAGCUAGUUUUGCGACAAGAUCCGAAUUUCCGAAGGACCAAUCACAUUCAAACGAAACUAGCUAUCGUGUCGUCUUUUGUUUUUCAUUACUUCCUCCUCAAGUUAGCACAACGAUAUUGAGGCGGUGACUUCGGUGUUACUGCAUGUUUACAGACUUGGGGCCAUGUGUCUAAGAUAGGCUUGAUUUAGAUUGGUAACAUAUCAUUAACAAAAAAUUCGAAUCAUAUUUAACAUUUGUGCAAGUGUUAGCUACCUCACAGUUCUUCGCCGUACAUUUUAAAACGAGUUUUUUCAAUCACAAAUAAGAGUAAGUUAUAUUAAGUAACCGUUCAUAGUGAGCGGAAUUUAGUGAUAUGUUGUAACUUUGUGAUAUUUUAUCUAAGAGAGAUAAGACUGAAAAUACUGACGAUAGUGAGGUUUUAGGUUAAGGUAUUAUAAGUUAGAUGUAAACGCUAUUUUUUGAUAUAAACCGAUUCUAUACAAAUGCAAAUACAGUUAAUGAAAUAAAAAGACCUACUUGUAAAAAAUCAAUAAAUUCAGGUACUCUUUCUACUACUUUUUAAAACAACUUUCUCUAUAAAUUCUAAUUAAUUUGGUAAAAUAUAAAUAAUCGUAAAUAAAUUGUGAAUCAAUUACGAAAACUCUUGUGAUUUUUGUUUUGUCUCAAAUUUAUUCGUUAUAUUAAUAAAAUUAAUGUUAUAUUUAUUGUGUAUGUGCUGUGAUUCGGUUAUAAAUGUUAUAUAAGUAACUCCAUCUUU
Molecule: messenger RNA, 1748 nt
Organism: Pieris rapae (cabbage white)
Lineage: Eukaryota; Metazoa; Arthropoda; Insecta; Lepidoptera; Pieridae
Exons: 3
Coding region: 154-633 (159 amino acids)
Source: RefSeq, a predicted model, not a curated record